CUGAAUUUAUUAUACACGUAUGAACAUGUUCUCAACAAGUUGAUACAUUCAUAGAAACAUUAUAUAGUACUGUUGCUAAUCUUUUGCUCCUAAAAAAGUUUUCUCGUACUUUUUGGACUAAUUUUUCAAGAAUGAUGCAGUCAUGAUGCCCUACUGAGAUGGGUAAAAUCUCGUGGGAGGUCAUUGGUAGUAUAGUAGGUGCACCCAUUGGUUUGUUGUGCCUGCUGUACAUUGUAUGGGGAUAUAGGAAGAAAACCUUGGUCAAGGACAAAGUAGUUCUUAUAACAGGAGCGACAUCUGGACUAGGAAAAGCAUGUGCAAAAAUCUUCCUGCAGGCUGGCUGCCAUGUGAUAUUGGCAGGUAGGAGUGUUGACAAGCUAAAGGAGACUUCAGACAUCCUCAGAACUGAGUUAGGAAAGCGACAGCUGCAUGAUCCGAAGCUUCUGGUGAUGGAUCUGGAGGAUGUGUCCAGUCUGCCCAGCAAGGUGAAGGAUGCGCUGAGGUUCCAUGGUAGGGUAGACAUCCUGGUCAACAACGCUGGGAUCAGCUAUCGGGGGCAGAUUGAAGACACAGCUAUGGAGGUGGACCGAAAGGUCAUGAUGGUCAACUACUUUGGCCAAAUAGCCAUAACUAAAGCUCUCCUCCCUAUCAUGCUGAGUCAAGGUGGCGGUUAUAUAGUUGGCAUCAGCAGUGUCCAGGGGAAAUUCUCCAUUCCAUAUAGAUCAGCAUACUCUGCAUCAAAGCAUGCAUUUCAGGCAUUUUUUGAUUGCCUACGAGCUGAAGUUGCUGAUAGAAAUGUUAAAGUUAGCAUCAUCAGUCCAGGGUACAUGCACACAAAUCUCUCCCAGAAUGCAGUCUGUUCUGAUGGAUCAAAACAUGGAGUAACAGAUCCCACCACAGCAUCAGGAAUGAGCCCCGAGUAUGUGGCACAGCGUGUACUCCAAGCCAUCGAGUUCAACCAGGCUGAUGUCAUUCUAGCAACGCUCAUGCCCAAACUAGCCUACUACACAAGAGUUUUGUUUCCAAAAACAUAUUUCUCUCUGAUGAGAUCUCGUGCCAGGAAACAGAAAAUAGACUAUUUGAAGAAUAAGUGAUUUGAAGUGUCUGUGUGAGGUAGCACUGUGUGAUUGAUUUGUCAGAAUAAUUUGUUGUUUGAGAGUGUUCAGUAGGCCAGAUGUCGGUGUUUCAGUUGCCAAAGUGUCCUUGCUAUAGUCUUUUUCUCUUAUGGAGACAAUUUAGUUCUUGUAUUGUGUUUUGGACCAGCAUAGGUGGUGGGAUGUGUGGCCCUUAUUGCAAAUGGGUUUCAAUUCUCUGUGCUGUUUAGAAUACCUUAGACGCUUUUCACUAAUCAGGGAAUUCAAAUCACGAUUGAGCUCAAUUAUUGGGGGGGGGAAUCAAAUGUGUUCCUCACGCAUCACUUUUGUUUCAAUAAAAAUAAUUUAAAAAUGUCUUACCCCCUCUCCACUUUUGAGGAAAAUGUGCCAGAAGGUCACUGAAUGUUUUAUUGAUAGAUGAACAACUUCCACUGGGGAAUCUGGGCUAGAGCAGGUUCCCAGCUACCUAUGCUUCUUGCAUGACUAGAUGGAUUAGCAGUCAGGCUUGGUGACAUGGCUGUAUGUCAUCCUUCCUUGAUGGCGUGGAACAUUGCUCAUAAUAUCAAUCACUGGUUCUGACAAGGUGCUAACAUUUCUCUGUUGCACAGCUUGAACUUUCUGAUUGUUAUGGAUGGUGCUGAUGAAGUACAAAGUGUCAAAUGUUUUGAAUGCAGAUAUGAUCUUCAGUAUUAUGAUAGACUGUAUCGAUGCCAUCAUUUCAUAAAGCAGAUUAUGUAUUAUGAAUGAGACAUUUCAUUUGGAAUUAGAUUAUUCUUUUUAACAUUACUGUCAUUUCAUAAAACAAGUGAGUGAAUAUUGCUCAUAACGCCACAUAAGCAAUAUUGCAGCUAACUUUGGUGAGAAAUGUCUUUAGUUUAACCAUAGGACCCGUGAAGAUCCUGCUUGUCGUAAGAGGCAACUAACAGGAUCAGGUGGUCAAGUUUGCUGACUUGGUUGAUGAUGCAUGUCAUCUUAUCAGAAUUGCGUGGAUUGAUGCUCAUGAUAUCAACCACUGGGUUGUCUGGUCUGGACUCGAUUAUUUACAGACCACUGUCAUGUAACUGAAAUAUAGCUGAGUGUGGCAUUAAGCAACAAACAAACAAAAACACAACAAUAUUUAACCGUAUGUUAACAAACACAAUAAAAGUGAUGCAGUUCAAUAAACA
Molecule: messenger RNA, 2260 nt
Organism: Haliotis rufescens (red abalone)
Lineage: Eukaryota; Metazoa; Mollusca; Gastropoda; Lepetellida; Haliotidae
Product: dehydrogenase/reductase SDR family member 7B-like
Exons: 7
Coding region: 159-1094 (311 amino acids)
Cellular component (GO): membrane
Source: RefSeq, a predicted model, not a curated record